Aplysia californica (California sea hare) is the source of this 3618-nucleotide messenger RNA. RefSeq names its product collagen alpha-3(VI) chain. Lineage: Eukaryota; Metazoa; Mollusca; Gastropoda; Aplysiida; Aplysiidae. The transcript is spliced from 25 exons. The coding region runs from base 104 to 3436 and encodes 1110 amino acids. The record is from RefSeq and is a predicted model, not a curated record.
UCUUUAUCUAUAAAAGCCAUGUUCUAGUGUCAGGAAUUUAUUUCUCAACAUAUCUUCAAGAUAGAUUAGACUAUCAGGUCUUGCACUUCGAGACUUAGCCACUAUGGGGUAUUACCCGCUGUUGUUUGGGGCGCUGGUGUCCAUGGUGCUGUGUACAACGGUGGCCGAGGAGAAAAAAUGCAGUGCCCCAGUUGACCUACUUUUCCUCGUAGACAAAUCUGCCAGCAUCAAGCCUCACCAGUUUAAGGUGGAAAAAGAAUUCGUUGCAAAAAUGAUCGAAAAGUUCGACAUUGGACCAGAUAAAGUCCGAGUGGGACUCGUCUUGUUUGCCAUUAAAGCUCACAACAAAUUCUGUUUUAACAAGUAUUCCACCCAGGAAGAAGUGACAAAGGCAGUAGCUGGACUCGACUGCCCAAAAUGUGAACGAGGAAAAACUGGCACCGGAGCUGCCCUCCAGAUGGGGCGAGAAGUCUCUCUGACCAAAGAAUGUGGAGCUAGGGAAGGUGUCAAGAAAAUUGUGGUCGUCUUGACAGACGGCAGAUCUACAGAGAGCCCCAAGUAUCUGAAGCAACAGGCUGCCUUGAUGAAAGAAAGGGCCCAGGUGAUCAGCAUCGGUGUGGGGAAAGUAAAGAAGUCGGAACUGGAACUUUUGGCGUCUGAUAAAAGCUUGGUCUUCAUGACUAGUGAUUUCUCGAAACUCCUGCCCAUGUUGGAGAACGUAGCUACCAAAGCGUGCGAAGUUGCCGAGAAAGAACCGACUCCCGCGCCGACAUUGGCUCCAACAAUCGCUCCGACAAUCGCUCCGACAAUCGCUCCGACAAAGGCUCCAACAUUGGCUCCCACGCUGCCGCUCACGGAGCCUCCCACGGAACCGCCCACGGAACCGCCCACGGAACCGCCCACGGAGCCGCCCACGGAACCGCCCACGGAGCCGCCCACGGAGUCGCAAACUCCAGCCCCCUGCACUGCUCGUCUGGAUUUGCUUUUCCUCGUGGAUAAAUCCGCCAGCAUCAAACCAAACCAGUUCCUGAAGGAACGGGAUUUUGUACGGGAAGUGAUCUCGAACUUUAAAGUGAGCCCGACUGAUGUCAAAGUGGGUUUGGUCCUGUUCGCUAACGGUGUCCACGACGUAUUCAACUUUAACAAUUUCAGCACUACAGCUGACGUGUUGAAGGCUGUUGAAGAGCUGAGUUGCCCCACAUGUAAACGAGGAAAGACUGCCACCGGAGCUGCCCUGGAGUUUGGACGAAAGUUCUCCCUGACCGAGGCGUGGGGUGCCAGGCCGGACACCCCAAAAGUCGUCGUUGUAUUGACGGACGGCAAAUCUACGGAGCCACCAACGUACCUGAGGGAACAAGCCAUCCAAAUGAAGCGCACCGGCGCCCUGGUGAUCAGUAUCGGUGUCGGUCACAACAUCCAGAAGAGCGAGCUGCGUGUUCUGGCCUCGGACAGGUCGCUCGUAUUUACGGCUCAAGACUUUGACAAGCUUGACCACAUCCUGAAUGAAGUUUCUACCAAAACGUGUGAUGUUGCUGUAAAAGAUCGUGUGUUCAAUGCGAAACUGGACGUUCUUUUUCUGGUCGACGAAUCUUCAAGCGUUGGAGUAGACAAUUUCAAGCUGGAGCUGAGCUUUGUUCGCAAUGUCACCCGGAAAUUUUCCUUGGGUGUCAAAGGUUCUCUGUUCAGCGUUGCCAAAUUCUCCACUGACGUUUCGGAUGUGUUUUGCUUCAAUGACGUACAAAAUAUCGACGACAUUUAUAGGAAAUUGGACAAAGCAGAAUUCCAAGGAGGAAAAGAGAGGAACAUUGGGAAGGCCUUCAAACACGCACUAUCCAAAUCAUUCACAGCUAGAUGUGGAGCCCGCCAAGGAGUGCCCAAGCUUGUCAUUCUCCUUACAAAUGGGCCCUCUGCUAACACAAAACUUGCCAUUAGAGAAGCCAAGCAGUUGGUCCACUUUGGUGUAUCCACCAUUUCCCUGGGUAUCGGCUCUGGUUUGGAUCUUCAAGCGCUUCAGUCACUCUGCUCCAGUGACGACAUGGCGUUUCAUCGGGACGUAUUCUCUCAAAUCUCCGGGUUGGUGACGACAGUCUCCUUGGUGAUUGAGGAAGUUGCUCUCCGACCUGGACUCGACGUUCCUUGCUGGAAGAAGGAACUUUGCGCCUUUAACCUGGUUUGCCGCAAGGUAAAGGGCUCGAGACGUUGCAGUUGCAAAGGGAAACAGUUUUUUGACACGCAGGAAAGCAGGUGCCGCAAGCGCGUUUCUAACAAGAUUCCAGUGCCAGGGUACCAAGAGCGGUGUUCACGGAAGUGCCAGUCAAACCUGGAGUGUUUAGAGCAGGGCUCACAAAAACAGUGCUUGUGUGCCGAUGGAUUCUAUUGGGAUGAAGAUGCAGAAUUGUGUAAACAAAACGCUUUGCCCGGCUACAACGAACAAUGUGACAUGUCAUGCAAGUCCAACCUACAGUGUUUACAGCAUGGCUCGAAGAAACUGUGCCUGUGCGCUGACGGUUUCUCUUGGGAUGCAGACGAGGAGCAGUGUAAACAAGAGAAUUCAUUGCCUGGGUACAACGAAGAAUGUGACAAGUCGUGUGAAUCCAACCUGGAGUGUUUACAGCAUGGCUCGCAGAAACUGUGCCUGUGCGCUGACGGUUUCUCUUGGGAUGCAGACGAGGAGCAGUGUGAACAAAAUUCAUUGCCCGGGUACAACGAAGAAUGUGACAAGUCGUGUGAAUCCAACCUAGAGUGUUUACAGCAUGGCUCGCAGAAACUGUGCCUGUGCGCUGACGGUUUCUCUUGGGAUGCAGACGAGGAGCAGUGUGAACAAAAUUCAUUGCCCGGGUACAACGAACCAUGUGACAAGUCGUGCGAGUCCAACCUACAGUGUUUACAGCAUGGCUCGCAGAAACUGUGCCUGUGUGCUGACGGUUUCUCUUGGGAUGCAGACGAGGAGCAGUGUGAACAAGAAAUUUCAUUGCCCGGGUACAACGAACAAUGUGACAGGUCGUGCGUGUCGAACCUUGAGUGUGUACAGCAUGGCUGCCAGAAGCUUUGCCUGUGUGCCAAAGGUUUCUUCUGGGAUGCAGACGCGGACCAGUGUCAAAAAGAAAAUGCAUUGUCUGGGUACAAAGAACUAUGUGACAAGUCGUGUGUGUCCAACCUGGAGUGUGUACAGCAUGGCUCGCAGAAACUGUGCCUGUGCACUGACGGUUUCUCUUGGGAUGCAGCCGCGGAUCAGUGUCAAAAAGAAAAUGCCUUGCCUGGGUACAACGAGCAAUGUGUCAAGUCGUGCGGGUCAAACAUGGAGUGUGUACAGCAUGGCUGCCUGAAAUUGUGCCUGUGUGCUAAAGGUUUCUUUUGGGAUGCAGACGCAGACAAGUGUUCUAAAGAAUCUAUGAUGAACGAAAUGCUGGUCAAAUACCGGCAUUUCAGAGACUGAUUACGAGAUGGCCUGAAGACGAAAGUUUCUGGUGAUUAACGAAAGCUUGGCCAGUUUUCAUGACGUCUCGUGCGAUCUACCAAGCAGAACUUGCUACCGUCACCAAAACUUUGUACUAAAAUCCACCAAAAUGCCAUGUUUGUAUCGAUAUUUGUUACCAAAUAAAUGAUAUACAUAUCGAA